AUGGAGAAUUUGUUUCCCUACCCCUUACUCCCUCAAAUGUUCAUUGGAUUCCUCUUUUUUCUCAUCUCACUCUACUUGCUUCGCUGGCAGUCUAUUAGACAUAAAAGUGUCGCAAAAAGCACAUCUCUACCACCGCCAGAAGUUUGCGAAGCGUGGCCUAUCUUAGGUCACCUCCACCUUAUCUUUGGCGGUUUAAAACCACCGCAUGUGACAUUUUCAGACUUGGCUGACAAAUACGGACCGAUUUUUAUUUUUCGACUCGGGAAAUACCCGGCCCUGGUUGUCAGCCAUAGAGAUGUCAUUAAAGAGUUAUUUGCCACCAAAGAUUUGGUCGCAUUAACUAGACCUAAAUUCAUCCAAGGCAAACACCUAGGUUAUGACGGUGCCAUGUUCGGGUUCUCCGAAUACGGCCUGUAUUGGCGCGAGAUCCGAAAAAUUGUCUCCGUAGAAUUACUCUCCGCACACCGCCUUCAGCUCCUCAAUCAUGUCAGAUUUUCUGAAACUGAGACUUCCAUCAAAGAGCUUUAUAAGUUCUGGGUUGAUCAUCGUAAUAAAGAUACAAAUGAUGAGUUUGUUUUGGUUGAAAUGAAUAAAUGGUUUGGAAACCUGACUUUAAACAUAAUCUUGAGAAUGGUUGCAGGGAAGAGGUACUACGGUUUAAUCGAUGAUAAAGAUGAGAAAGCAUCAAGGCGAUGCCAGGAGGCGUUGCGGGAGGUUUUCCGGCUAACCGGACUGUAUGUACCGUCCGAUUUGAUUCCGCUGUUAAGGUGGUUGGAUUUGGGAGGGUACGAAAAGAAAAUGAAAGCUGUUAGCAAAGAAAUGGAUGAGAUUGCUGAUUCAUGGGUGAAAGAGCAUCGGGAAAAGAGAAAGAUCAGUAACGGGAGUCCUGGUACUACUACUACUACCGAUCAUCACGGUGGUCGAGAUUUCAUGGACGUGAUGAUCUCACUGUUUGAAAAGGCAGAUAAUGCUGCGAGUUAUGAUGCUGACACAAUCAUCAAAUCUACCUGCAUAAACCUAAUAGCUGGUGGCAGUGACACAACAUCAGUGGCACUAAUCUGGGGGCUAACUUUGAUCAUGAACAAUCGACAAGUCCUGAAAAAAGUCCAGGAAGAACUGAACCAUCAAGUCGGCGGGAACAGAUUCGUGAAAGAAUCCGACGUUCCAAACCUACCUUACCUUCAAGCAGUUGUCAAAGAGACAUUACGUCUGUAUCCACCCGCUGCAUUAGGAGGAGUGCGAGAAUUCACGGAGGAUUGCACCGUCGGUGGAUACCGUGUCCGGAAAGGAACCCGACUGAUAUCAAACCUGUGGAAACUCCACAGAGAUCCUAACGUGUUUGAUGAGCCGUUGAAGUUCAAACCGGAAAGAUUUCUUACCGGUAAUAACAAGGAUAUGGAUGUCAAAGGUCAGCAAUUCGAGUUGAUCCCGUUUGGUAGUGGGAGAAGGAUUUGCCCUGGUGUCACUUUUGGACUUCAGAUGUUACACCUUGUGCUGGCUAGUGCCUUGCAUGCUUUCGAGUUCUCGACUCCGGCUGGGAAACCGGUCGACAUGACGGAAACAGCCGGGCUUAUAAACCACAAAGCCACUCCACUUCCGCUUCUUGUCACUCCCCGCUUGUCCCCUGCUCUCUACAACGUCUAACGGCUUUGAAUCCGCGACGGCGUUAGUUUCCAAGUGUUUUGUUCUAAUGGAGUCUUGCGUGUUAAGUGUUAGAAAAUUUAGUUUAUAAAAUAAAAUAAUUAAUUUAGAAUUUAAGGAAAUUAUUAUCCUUAAAUUCUAAAUUAAUUAUUUUAUUUUACAAACUAAAAUUUCCAACAUUAAGUGGUAAUUUAUGUGUUUUGUUUCAAU
This is a messenger RNA of Oldenlandia corymbosa var. corymbosa, 1851 nucleotides long. NCBI's taxonomy places the organism in Eukaryota, Viridiplantae, Streptophyta, Magnoliopsida, Gentianales, Rubiaceae. The record is from the annotation of a GenBank genome assembly.